Molecule: messenger RNA, 680 nt
Organism: Pieris brassicae (large cabbage white)
Lineage: Eukaryota; Metazoa; Arthropoda; Insecta; Lepidoptera; Pieridae
Exons: 2
Coding region: 62-601 (179 amino acids)
Source: RefSeq, a predicted model, not a curated record
AUAAAAACUGGUGCAUAUUCUACAUAUUGUAUUAUUGCAAAAUUGUGAUCUAAUUGCAAUUAUGAAGUUCUUUAUUGCGUUCGCUGCUCUGACUGCCUUGGCAGUUGCAGUUCCUGUACAAAAGCCCAUCAACCAAGAUGAGGCGCAUCUCCAAGCCAUCAUUGAUGCCAUCAACAGUCCUCACACUGACCCCGCCACCGCUGCUCUUCUUGAACAGCAGCUGGAAAGUAUCUUGGGUGAACUGAAGCCUAUCAUUGACCCAAGCCCCGCUCUUGUGGAUGAGGCUGAAAAUAUCAACAUUGGGCCCGCUCUAUUAGAUGAAAAUGAGCCUAUCUCAACCGACCCAGCUUUAGUCGAAGGAAAUGUCCCAGUUAGCGCUCCACUGGUUCAAGUUAUCAUAAAUGUCAAUGCCAAGCCAGCCAAGCCAGCGCUUAAACCUGAAGAAAUUGACAACAGCCCCGCUAUCGUCCCUGAAAGUCCCAUUAUUCCAGACCCAAUCAACAUUGGUGAACCUGAACUCCCCCUUAAGCCCGAUCCUAUUAAUAUUGGAGUCCCAAUCCUGCCUGAUCUUGCGAUAAACCUUCCUGAAGAAUUACACUAAGUCACUGGCAAAUGUACCUGACGAUAUUUCCUACAAAGAAGCUGUUUUUUGAAACUUAAUAAAGUUUAAUGAGUUUUCA